AUGGGUCCCCCCGAUAACGACGGCUUCACUCAUAUAAGCAGUGUGAAUGGACCCGAGACCACCAAUCUCGAUAGCUUGGCCUCCUCGCUCGAAAGCGAAUUUACCCAGACUACCGGCGCAGCACGAACCGGUCUAGGAGCCAGCAGUCUUACCAGGUCGUCGACCGCCUCCGAAACCUCGAGUGCCUCCGCUGCGGCUACCGCGUCUUCUGGGUCGCGGAGUGCGGCCGCCACGGCGUCGACAUCAUCAACCACUUUCACCACCUCGGUGACCGCGGUCGCAUCCUCCAGUUUGAAUGACCUGGCUUCGACGACCGCCACCAAUGCGGCAAGCAACACCAGUGGCGCCGUAACCGUCUCUCACAGUUCCUGCCACAGCAUCUCCUGCUCUUCCGGCCUCAAAGCUGCCAUUGCGGUGCCGGUCGUUGUCGCGGCGCUGGCAGGCAUCUUCCUCUUCUUUUUCUGUGCCAGAAGGAGGCGGAGACGGAAUCUUGGUGCUGGGGCCGUGGUCUCAGAGAAACAGCCCAAGAAGGCGGGCAAGAAAUGGUCUCGACAUUUGCGGGCGUUCUCCUUUGAUGCCGAGCUGCUUAUGGGCGGCCGGUUCUCCAGCACCAACAGCAUUCGCAGUCGAGACGCAAGUGUUCGCAGUGGGGCGGUCAACUCGAACACUGCGGCUCAGAGUACAGAACCCAGCUUGCACAGCAUCGAAGAAGAAGUGGCCCCUCCUUACCGAGAUGCGAUUUCGCACGCCCAGCAUCCCGUCAGCCCGUCUCAUCUUCGAUCCAUCGGUGCUCUUGGAAGUGCAUCCGCUGAUCCCAUCCCUCGUCCACUCUCAACAUCUACAGCACCGCCUCCGUACGGCUCCAUCGUGAGAGAAACCAGAGCAGGGCCACCAACCCCGGUCUCAGCCACCAAUCCAUUUGCAGACUCGGCUCCUGUCAGUCCGAUCGAGGGCUCGCCGUUCAAUGACCCGCCUGACGACGGGGAGAGUCAUGUAGGAGGAGCGCGGACGCCGUUGAGUCGAGGGUCCUCGUUAUAUCAGAGUGUCAGUACGGAUGACGGUUCGGACGCCGCGAGUAUCCGGCAAGCGCAGGUUGGCCGACGUGUAUCUGCCCGAACGACCGACAACAGUGGUAGUGGUAGUGGUGGAGGCGGUAAUACUGGAUGA
This is a messenger RNA of Capronia coronata CBS 617.96, 1167 nucleotides long. RefSeq lists its product as uncharacterized. The transcript has a single exon. Bases 1 to 1167 code for a protein of 388 amino acids. The record is from RefSeq and is a predicted model, not a curated record. Lineage: Eukaryota; Fungi; Ascomycota; Eurotiomycetes; Chaetothyriales; Herpotrichiellaceae.